AUGCCUGCCAUCGGCAGUGACAUGCAGGGAACAGGGGAGUGCCCGGACUCCCACCAGGUGCGGCAGAAACCCGCCGCCUCCAAGCCACCUGCGCCCGCGCCACCCAGUCCCUGCCGGUCUGCACUGCUCCACGGUGCCCCGGGCUGUUGGGAAAGACGCGCCCACCCCCGACGGCCACGCGUCCACCCCCGACGGCCACGCGCCCACUCCCGACCCCCGACGGCCACGCGCCCACUCCCGACCCCCGACGGCCACGCGCCCACCCCCGACGGCCACGCGUCCACCCCCGACGGCCACGCGCCUACUCCUGACCCCGACGGCCACGCGCCUACUCCCGACCCCCGACGGCCACGCGUCCACCCCCGACGGCCACGCGCCCACUCCCGACCCCCGACGGCCACGCGCCCACUCCCGACCCCCGACGGCCACGCGCCCACUCCCGACCCCCGACGGCCACGCGCCCACUCCCGACCCCCGACGGCCACGCGCCCACUCCCGACGGCCACGCGUCCACUCCCGACCGCCACGCGUCCACUCCCGACCCCCGACGGCCACUCCAGACCGCCACGCGCCCACUCCCGACGGCCACGCGCCCACUCCCGACCCCCACGCGCCCACCCCCGACCGCCACGCGCCCACUCCCGACCCCCACGCGCCCACCCCCGACCGCCACGCGCCCACUCCCGACCCCCGACGGCCACUCCAGACCGCCACGCGCCCACUCCCGACAGCCACGCGCCCACUCCCGACCGCCACGCGCCCACUCCCGACCCCCGACGGCCACUCCAGACCGCCACGCGCCCACUCCCGACAGCCACGCGUCCACUCCCGACCGCCACGCGUCCACUCCCGACCGCCACGCGUCCACCCCCGACGGCCACGCGUCCACCCCCGACAGCCACGCGCCCACCCCCGACGGCCACGCGCCCACUCCCGACCCCCGACGGCCACUCCAGACCGCCACGCGCCCACUCCCGACAGCCACGCGCCCACUCCCGACCGCCACGCGCCCACUCCCGACCGCCACGCGUCCACUCCCGACCGCCACGCGUCCACUCCCGACCGCCACGCGUCCACCCCCGACGGCCACGCGCCCACUCCCGACAGCCACGCACCCACUCCCGACCCCCGACGGCCACUCCAGACCGCCACGCGCCCACUCCCGACAGCCACGCGUCCACUCCCGACCGCCACGCGUCCACUCCCGACCGCCACGCGUCCACCCCCGACGGCCACGCGUCCACCCCCGACAGCCACGCGCCCACUCCCGACGGCCACGCGCCCACUCCCGACAGCCACGCGCCCACUCCCGACCGCCACGCGCCCACUCCCGACCGCCACGCGCCCACUCCCGACCCCCGACGGCCACGCGCCCCCUCCCGACCCCCGACGGCCACGCGCCCACUCCCGACGGCCACGCGCCCACUCCCGACCGCCACGCGCCCACUCCCGACCGCCACGCGUCCACUCCCGACCGCCACGCACCCACUCCCGACCCCCGACGGCCACUCCAGACCGCCACGCGCCCACUCCCGACAGCCACGCGUCCACUCCCGACCGCCACGCGUCCACUCCCGACCGCCACGCGUCCACCCCCGACGGCCACGCGUCCACCCCCGACAGCCACGCGCCCACUCCCGACGGCCACGCGCCCACUCCCGACCCCCGACGGCCACUCCAGACCGCCACGCGCCCACUCCCGACAGCCACGCGCCCACUCCCGACCGCCACGCGUCCACUCCCGACCGCCACGCGCCCACUCCCGACCGCCACGCGUCCACUCCCGACCGCCACGCGUCCACCCCCGACGGCCACGCGCCCACUCCCGACAGCCACGCGCCCACUCCCGACCGCCACGCGCCCACUCCCGACCGCCACGCGCCCACUCCCGACCCCCGACGGCCACGCGCCCCCUCCCGACCCCCGACGGCCACGCGCCCACUCCCGACGGCCACGCGCCCACUCCCGACCGCCACGCGCCCACUCCCGACCGCCACGCGCCCACUCCCGACCCCCGACGGCCACGCGCCCACUCCCGACGGCCACGCGCCCACUCCCGACCCCCGACGGCCACGCGUCCACUCCCGACGGCCACGCGCCCACUCCCGACCCCCGACGGCCACACGCCCACUCCCGACGGCCACGCGCCUACUCCCGACCCCCGACGGCCACGCGCCCACUCCCGACGGCCACGCGCCUACUCCCGACCCCCGACGGCCACGCGCCCACUCCCGACGGCCACGCGCCCACUCCCGACCCCCGACGGCCACGCGCCCACUCCCGACCCCCGACGGCCACGCGCCUACUCCCGACCCCCGACGGCCACGCGCCCACUCCCGACGGCCACGCGCCCACUCCCGACCCCCGACGGCCACGCGCCCACUCCCGACAGCCACGCGUCCACUCCCGACGGCCACAGCUGCCUCUCCGCCCGCAGGGCUGUGGCAUUUCUCUACUCAAUCGCACAAGAGCAGAGAUGAAGGCCUAGUGAACACCCCUUCUCUGCCCCCCAGAAGGGUCCCCUAA
Perognathus longimembris pacificus (Pacific pocket mouse) is the source of this 2526-nucleotide messenger RNA. Its product is annotated as extensin-like. The record is from RefSeq and is a predicted model, not a curated record. The transcript has a single exon. The coding region runs from base 1 to 2526 and encodes 841 amino acids. Lineage: Eukaryota; Metazoa; Chordata; Mammalia; Rodentia; Heteromyidae.